Molecule: messenger RNA, 1499 nt
Organism: Salvelinus fontinalis (brook trout)
Lineage: Eukaryota; Metazoa; Chordata; Actinopteri; Salmoniformes; Salmonidae
Product: kunitz-type serine protease inhibitor bitisilin-3-like
Exons: 6
Coding region: 84-731 (215 amino acids)
Molecular function (GO): serine-type endopeptidase inhibitor activity
Source: RefSeq, a predicted model, not a curated record
UGCCAAUCCUCCGCUGUAGUUUACCGGAGACUACAACCGUCAUUCACUCUGCUGAAGACUAGAGAGAACACACAGACAACAUCAUGAAACAAAUUCUCAUAUUUGGGGUUUUUGCUUUUGCUACAUUCUACAUGGUUCACACUGAAGCACCAGAUUACUGUCUCCUACCACAGGAUGUGGGUACAGCUCCAGCCUCAGGAGGAGAGGACUUCCAGAUCAUGCUGUAUUAUGACGCAGCUAAAGACCUGUGCUACCCCUUCAGGUACCUGGGGGAGGGGGGCAACGCUAACCGCUUCCCCCUGGAGAGGGUCUGUAUGAGGAACUGUUCAGCCAAGGCAGAGGAGAUGUAUCCCGUGGAUGAGACAAAAGCCUGCCACUUCAAGAAGGCUCUGGGUGAAUGCUUUGGCGCCUACCUGCGUUAUUACUACGACCCCAUCCAUCAGAAGUGUAAGAAGUUCCACUGGACUGGCUGUGUGGGAAACGGAAACAGGUUCAUCGACCAUCAGGCCUGCAACGCCACCUGCGCUGGGAUUCAUGAUGAGGGUACUGAAGUUGAAGAGGAUGAGCCCGAUACUCCUGUUGCCCUGAUUCUAGGAGUGGUAUUUGGGAUCACUGGAACAAUACUCAUCAUAGUCAUUGUUGUCCUGGCCAUACAGAGCAAGAAGAAUCACAAAAGUGAACCAAAGAAAGUGAAAGAAGUCAAGCAGGAGACACCAAUUGAGAUGGCGUAGAGGAGAGGAGAGGAGACACCACUGCAAGAAGAACCAAUUGAGAUGGCGUAGAGGAGAGGAGAGGAGACAAGCAUGAAAGGAACUUAGAAUGACUAGAAGGCAUGAUUUCAUUCAAGUCAACGUCCAGGAGGAGUUGACGGGCAGCCAUAUUGAGUGUACCCAUGCCAGUCAUUUUAAUUGUAGGGGGAAAACCAGCUAGGGCCCUCACCUGAAUGGCCCCUCUCAGGGCGAUAUCAUAGAGUAACAUAGGCCUACAGUUGCAACUAACAAACUUUACAUUCAAUAUGUUUACCUCAUUUGUUGUUAUCAAACUAUUCACAAAUCAUUUGUUUCUGGGUUGACAAUAUCGUAUCUGACUUCCCCAUCACAAAUGUACGCCAGGCUAUUUUCCUCAUGGUUAUGUUUGACAUCUCAGUUAUUUUACAACAUUUAUAAUGUUUUUUUGUACACUCCUCUUUUACAAUAAGAUUGUAUGUUUAUUUCAGGUAAAUUUGGUAACUACUCAAAUAUUCUCCACAGAUUUGAAAGAAUAAGCACUAUUUUUAAUCAAUUAGAUUCAAGUUUGUAUUGUCUGUUAUUGAACUACUGAGUCUGCAACAAGAUUCUUCUGAUAUUUUAAUGGUUUUUAAUGUCUUUUCUUGUGUUUGGUCUGUAUCAACAUUAUAAUAAUAAUAAUAUCAACAUUCACAUAAGUUUUGUAGAAGCUACUACAUGGUAUGUUUUUGUAGGACAUGAUAUGAUAAUAAACCAAUACACUGUUUAAAAACA